GUGGCCGUCCCCACCGACACGCUGUACGGCCUGGCCUGCUCGGCGAGCUGCUCAGCGGCCCUGGAAGAUGUGUACCGCCUCAAGGGCCGCAGCGAGGUGAAGCCGCUGGCCGUCUGCCUGGGCCGCGUGGCCGACGUCUACAGGUACUGCCACGUGAGAGUCCCCGAAGGGCUCCUAAAAGACCUUUUGCCAGGACCAGUCACCCUGGUGAUGGAACGCUCCGAGGGGCUCAACAAGGACCUGAACCCUUUCACCCCCCUUGUGGGCAUCAGGAUUCCUGACCACGCCUUCAUGCAGGACUUGGCCCGGGUCUUUGGGGGCCCGCUUGCACUCACCAGUGCCAACCUCAGUUCCCAGCCCAGUUCUCUGAAUGUCGAGGAGUUCCAAGAUCUUUGGCCACAGUUGUCCCUGGUCAUUGACGGGGGACCACUUGGAGAUGGCCAGAGCCCUGAGUACCGCCUCGGCUCAACGGUGGUCGACUUGUCUGUGCCUGGGAAGUUUGGCAUCAUUCGUCCAGGCUGUGCCUUGGAAAGUACCAUGGGCCUCCUCCAACAGAAGUAUGGGCUGCUCCCCUCCGAUGGACCCUGCUCGUGAGACUUGGGAAGAGGGAAGCCCAAGGGUAGUUCUGGACACUGUGUGUCUGUCCCCUGGUGGCUGGCAAGGCCUCGUUGGCAGAGGCCACUAGAACUACAGCACUAGCCUCACCGCUUCAAGCGGGAUUCGUGUCGAACACUAUAAACCAGACUCCGGAAGUUACUGGAUUAGCUUUACAAAAGAGAUGAUUAUAUUUAUUAUCUUCAGUUACAUAUUUCACUCAAAACUGGAAAAUAAAGAUUUAAAACCUGUAUAGGGAGGCCUUUUUGUCCUGGUUUUUUCUUUUUCCCAAAAAAAAAAAAAAUUUAAAUAGAAUUUGAAAUCUAAUGAGCGCCGCCUCCGUGGUGGGUGGUAGUGUCUUAAGGACCAAGCCAGCUAAGAGGAGUUGGUGCUGUUUACAAGUUCCAGGUGACCAAAGCCAUGGAAUUGGCUCGUGAAACUGGAAGUCAGGCUAUGAUGAAGCUGGAGCACCGGGCCAAACCUCCUUUCCUUGGAAAGGGAGGGGGAGUGCUACUCCCACUUCCUGGGUUGCCACCAGACAGGGUCACUCUUACAAUCCAGUGGUCUGCUCAGUUGGUGGGGGGGAUAGAGGAAUUCAAAUGAAAGAAUAUUGGAAAUUAAAUUUCUGCCAUCAUUUUCAGCCAAUGAGGAUUUUUUUUGUUUUUCCCUCUGAGCCAUAAACCAUGGUUUAUUGUAAAGGGAGCCUGGUGGUACAGUGCUGACCAAGAUGCGGUCAGGAAAAAUGUAGGUCCCCUGGGAAUGCACUGGCCAGGCUUGGGUCUUUCAAGGUUCACCAAGUCCAGAUCAACCCUUGUGACAACAGGUUUGAUAGGGGUUUGUACCUGUUAAUGCUUUAUUAAUGUACCAAUCCAGUAUAUUACUCAACAGCCGUUUACCUACACACGUAUACUAUGUGUCAAACGUUGUUGGGCAUUUAAUAUAAAACAACACUGCUGUUAAACAUU
This is a messenger RNA of Echinops telfairi (small Madagascar hedgehog), 1559 nucleotides long. RefSeq names its product yrdC N6-threonylcarbamoyltransferase domain containing (gene YRDC). NCBI's taxonomy places the organism in Eukaryota, Metazoa, Chordata, Mammalia, Afrosoricida, Tenrecidae. Gene Ontology annotation, cellular component: cytoplasm. The record is from RefSeq and is a predicted model, not a curated record. Gene Ontology annotation, biological process: regulation of translational fidelity. The transcript has 5 exons. The annotation marks the transcript as partial. Gene Ontology annotation, molecular function: tRNA binding; double-stranded RNA binding; nucleotidyltransferase activity.